CAAAGCUGCUGAAGAUGGGCUACUGAUGGAUUGCAAAUCGUUCUGCUUUAAACGAUGAUUUUGGAAGUGUUCACGGAUUUAUCAUGAUGAAUUAGAUGAUUUCUCACUGCGGACCUGUGCAUAGCAACUGGUGGCAUAUUAUUUCAUCGUCAUGGAGACAAUCACCUCUAUCCCAUCGUGGCUGCGAUUGUGGGUUGUUUUAUGUGUACAGUAUCUUGGGGAAGCCAGUCAGAUAUCAGCCAAUAUUGACAUGCCAUGCAACAGUGGACAAGAGUACGUGCUAGGCCUGGGGGACUACCUGUCUGUGGGGGCCAAGGGUAACCAGUUCUUCACAGGCUCCUGUGCCAUUAGUCUUACAGCCAGAGACAAGAACUUUAAGUGUAACAAGAUAUGUUUUUCUAUGGAUUCUUUUCGUUUUACUACCUGUGACAUUAUGCUGAGCUUCUACGACUCUGGAGUGUGGAACUUUGGCACGGCAAAGCCAGAUUUUAGUGGUACAUGCCGGGCCCCCGCACGUGGUGACUGGUGUACCAGUGGUACCACUGCGGUGGUGAGACUGGAGAAUCUACGUGGAAAUCUGGCACGGAUGGUGGGGAAAUAUGAGCUCCAGAUGACGGCAAGCGCUCGAUGUUCUCAGGAGAAAGCAGAUAUAGAGCUCAUAGAGGCCAACGGUGAGGGGACGACAGGUGGGCUGUCUCUGACAGUGUUGGUCGGGGCGAUACUUGGUUGUGUUAUUCUGUGUCUCCUAAUGGCCGUCAUAUUGCUGGCUGUAAUGUACCGGAGAAAACAUCAGCAACAGACAUACCACCAGGCAGCAACCACCAUUUCUAACACACCAAUCUCACCAGAGACAUCUUAUCGCCCUGUACAGGAAAGUUGUGGAGUUAUUGACCAAGUGGAUGAUGACUGUACACCCGCUUUAAUCAAAGAAAAAUAUAACUGUGGUGUAGAGCGUACACCCUCUCACCCUCGACUACCAUCAGCUCCACCUGUUGAUGAUUGUUACUCGGAUUUACGUCCUCCUAGUUAUAGCUACUGUGUAGCACCUCCUGAUUAUAACGGAGCUCCAGUGGACAAUUCCAUUCCAAGGGAAGACAACCCACUCUGAUAUACGGAGGAGAUGAAGUACAAGGAUGAGUAACUUUGACAUUCAAUCAUGCAUAUCAUGUUUGGAGAGUGAUUUCCCCUUGAUUGAAUAGUCUCCAAAAGAGGUCUCCCUUAGCCUCUCUGACCAGCUACAACGGUCAUUGUGAUUGGGUUAAUUAGGUGAAAUGGACCUAUCAAAAUCCAUCUCUCUUCAAUGUAUCCAUUCAUGGGAUUGGUCAAGCAGUGGACCAAUGGGAUUCUUUGUAUGAUUGUUUUAAAAAGAAGUGAUAAAUGUAUAUUCCUUGAAGUGUUUACAGGCAGAUUACUUCUGAUUAUAAGAAACCAUUUAAGAUUUUCUGUUUGUUGGUGUUACGUCUUACUAGAGACAGCUGCACAUCAUGUGUAUAAUUAACAAUGAAUGAAAUGCAUAAUUAAUGAGUUCAGGAUAUACUUUAUUUGAACACACUAUUCCUGAAAACUAUGUUGGAAGGGAGGUAACUCAUUUUAAAUUCUAUCUUACUUGUUGGUACGUGGAGUAUUACAUGGUUGUUCAGUAUUUUCUCUUUUGUUUUGUUUUUGUUUUUAGAAUCCUGUACAGAGAAAAUUCCCCACUUACCAGAAGUCAGGAUUUUCAUUUAAAAAGUACAUGUAGAUUGUUUCUACAUUUAAUUGUCUAGGGGUUAUAAUGUGUGACCUUUAUCAUGGAGCUGAUUAAAAAAAUUACUGAAGAUACGACAGUAUUGAUGUGGACAACUAUUCUCCCAUCAUUUUAUUCCCAAUUUGGAAUAUAGCACCAAUUCUCAGACUUUUUUCUACAUUAAGUUAUUUUUGAAUUAUUGGUUGUUAAUUUCAAUUGAUAUUUUUUCUCACUUUUAUUUUUAUUACA
Molecule: messenger RNA, 1972 nt
Organism: Pecten maximus
Lineage: Eukaryota; Metazoa; Mollusca; Bivalvia; Pectinida; Pectinidae
Exons: 6
Coding region: 152-1108 (318 amino acids)
Source: RefSeq, a predicted model, not a curated record